UACUAAGAGGAGAGACACCAUUCGAUUGGCUUCGCCCAUGGCGGCGACGGAGGAGAAGAGCCUCGCGGAGCGGAAGCCCCGCUCCGUCUUCGAUCUCCCGCCUGGCUUCUUCGAUUCGUGCCGCCUUCUCCGCUCCCUCCAAUCCGAAACCCUUCGACGGAUCCCGGACCCUUCUCCGGUGACGGCCGAGACCGGGGUUGCCGGGAGCGUCGGCGAGAGAGUGGAUGUGGAGGUCGAGUCGGUUCGUGCUGGGGAGAUGGGGAAGGAGGCUGCCGCCUCGUCGUCUAGGUGGACGUGCAACACCUGCAAGGCAGAGUUCGAUUCUCUCCAGGACCAGCGCUCCCACUUCAAAUCCGACCUCCACCGCCUGAACGUCAAGCUGAGCAUUGCUGGCAAGAAUAUUAUCAAGGAAGACGACUUUGACAACUUGGGUGGUGAUCCUGUAUAUGAGGACUUUGAUGUAUCUAGUAUCUCUGGUUCAGAAGAUGAGUUUGAGAAUGAUCCUAUCCAUCAGAGCUGCCUCUCGAGCAAAGGAAAAGAACGUGAUAAACAAAAGCCAUGUUUCUAUCUUCAGUCAGGUGAUAUAGUUUCAGUAUGGAGAUGCUUGCUCAUGGAUGAAACUGAAGAUAUAUCUUUUGAGAACAGCAAGUCAAACCAUAUGGUAAGUGGAGAUACAUACUUAGAAGAGACAGAGUUGAUUAACAGAUUGAAAACUUUGGUUUGUGAACCUCGAGAUAGGUCACAUCUAAGGAUUGUUUUGCUUGCAAGUGGUGGUCAUUUUGCUGGCUGUGUUUUUGAUGGGAACUUUGUCAUAGCUCACAAGACAUUUCACAGGUAUGUCGUUAGAGCAAAGGCUGGCAAGAGGCAAUCUGCCAAAGAUGCAACCGGGAAAGCUGCAAAUUCAGCUGGUUCAUCUCUUCGCAGAUAUAAUGAAGCUGCACUGAAAAAGGAAAUUCAAGAAUUGCUUGUCUCUUGGAAAUCGUUCAUCGAUUCUUCCUCAUGUAUAUUUAUUCAUGCUCCAUCCAGGAGUCGUCAGAUGUUUUUUGAUGGGGAAAAGCCUCAGUUGAGUUCUCAAGAUCAUAAAAUUAGACAUGUUCCUUCGACUGUCCGUAGGCCAACAUUCAAGGAAGCUGUACGUAUAUAUCAGCAAUUGACAAGCCUGGCCUAUGAGGUAGAUGAGAAUCACAUCCCAGAGGAAGACACAUCUUCUCGUGUAUCUUGUGAAGGAAAUAGCAUUCCUCAAUCCAAUGAUUCCAAUUCCAGUGGGCACUUGGAGAUCAAGAAAUCCUCUUCUGGAUCAGGUUCAGGGGUAAUACAAGGUUUGGCAAUUGCAGUUGAGGCAGUUAAUGCAUCAUCUUAUAGGGAUGAAACAACACCUCUGCAUGAAGCAGCAAAGUGCGGUGAUGCUGAACGAACUCUUGAGCUUCUUGAACAAGGUCUAAAUCCCUGUAUUAAAGAUGGUAGAGGUCGGACUCCAUACGUGUUAGCAUCAGAGAAGGAAGUCAGAAACAUUUUUAGAAGAUUUAUGGCGAUAAAUCCUGAUAAGUGGGACUGGCAUGCCGCCAAUGUACCAAGUCCAUUGACAAAGGAAAUCGAAGAGGCGCAGGCAGCAAAACAGGCUGAGAAGGAUGCCAAGAGGAAGGCAAAGGCUAAAGAGUUGAAGAAGUUGCGGAAAGCGAAAGAAAAGGCAAAGGCCCAAGCUGCCAUUUCCGAAAAUGCUUCGGCUGCUGUUUCACAUAAUCAAGGAGCAACUGCCUCGGCUCAUAUACAGCAGUCACAAAGCAAUCAGCCUGUUUUGUCUAAAGAGGAGGAACAGAGAAGGGCACUGGCAGCAGAAAGAGAAAAGAGAGCAGCCGCAGCAGAGAGGAGAAUAGCAGCUCUAAAUGCUCGACUAACGAGCACCACGGUAGCACCAUCGAGCAGCUCAGCGCCUAAGAGCGGAGCCGGCGAUGCCAUUUGCUCCUGCUGCAGUGCCUCCUUGGAAGGCAAAGUCCCUUUCCACAGGUAUGAUUACAAGUACUGCAGCACCUCUUGCAUGCAUGUCCAUAGAGAGAUGCUGGAGGAUGGAUAGACAGACCAUACCUUUUUGUCACUUUGUCAAAUUGAUCUUAUCUUUCAGGGACCAAUUGUUAAUUUAAUUUAACUAGUUCCCAAUUCAGACAGAUUGAUUUCUUGAAUUGUUUGAAA
Musa acuminata subsp. malaccensis (wild Malaysian banana) is the source of this 2187-nucleotide messenger RNA. RefSeq lists its product as uncharacterized. NCBI's taxonomy places the organism in Eukaryota, Viridiplantae, Streptophyta, Magnoliopsida, Zingiberales, Musaceae. Gene Ontology annotation, molecular function: protein binding. The record is from RefSeq and is a predicted model, not a curated record.